AUGACCGCAACUGAUUACCACAUUAAACAUGAGAAAGAUGGGUUCUUUGUAUCCUUGGACAGCGUCGAGGUAAACAACUCCAGAAUUGUCAACGGAUACGUUUUCCCUCUAGUGCUACAAGUUUCUGCAUCCGACAUCACAAACAAAAAAGUCAUUACAAGCCUAAUAUCAGAAAUAUCAUCCAAUGGCACAUUCACCGAUUUGUUGGCCAACCAUGGAGCAGUGUUAUUGAGAGGUUUUAACGAUAACUCUGGUGAGACAUUCUCCAAGUAUAUUACUGCUAUAGAAAGUUCCAGAGGCAGAACUCCUUUUGAACAGAUUGGUUUGGCUGGUAAAAGACAUAAAUGGGCCGAGAAUGUUUUUACUGCCAAUGAAGGUCCUCCUAACACCAGAUUCUACCAGCAUAAUGAAUAUGCUAGGUACUUUCACUUCCCAUCAAACAUUCAUUUCUUUUCCCACAAGGCCACAAAAAACGGUGGUGGAGGAUCUCCAAUUGCUCACUCUGGGGAAUUCUACCAAAGAAUUUUUCAAGAAAUCCCCGAAUUCAUCUACGAAUUAGCCAACAGAAAGUUGAUCAGUGUUCAAGUUUAUCCUUCAAGAACAACCCAAUCUUCGACAACCAAAGGUAAUGAAUUCUAUUGGGAGGAUGAAGACUCGUUUGGUCAAGACAUUGAUUUCGAAAAUGAUAGUUUGGCUUUGAAAAAACAAAAAGCUGAACGUCAAAUAACUAGAUUGACUAACGAUUUCUUAUGGAAUGAAGAUGGUUCAUUAACUAUCAAGCAACAUCUUCCUGCUUUUCGGACGCAUCCAAUAACUGGUAAUACUGUGUUUUUCAAUGGUAUUUGUGGCAGAUUCGGUACCUCAAAGGAUAAUAAUGCUUUGGAACCGCCAUAUGUUGGCAAAAAUGGUGGAUUAUAUCUACCAUCAACAUAUGACGAUGGCACACCAAUCCCGCUCAAGUACUUAGAAGUAGUAUUGCGCAUCUCCAGAGAGAUUGAGUUUCUCCAUAAGUGGGAGGAAGGUGAUAUUCUAUUGAUUGAUAAUUACCAAGUUUCUCACGGUAGAGAACCUUGGACUGUCGGUGAUCAAAGAAUAGUGCUAGUGAGUAUGUGGGAUGAUUUGAAAGGUUUCAAACCAAAAGAAUACAUCCCCACAAGAUCAUAG
Messenger RNA from Saccharomycopsis crataegensis, 1164 nucleotides. RefSeq lists its product as uncharacterized. The transcript has a single exon. Gene Ontology annotation, molecular function: oxidoreductase activity. Bases 1 to 1164 code for a protein of 387 amino acids. Lineage: Eukaryota; Fungi; Ascomycota; Saccharomycetes; Ascoideales; Saccharomycopsidaceae. The record is from RefSeq and is a predicted model, not a curated record.